AUGCGUCGCGCAUCCCAAGACAUGAGCGAUCCCGAUCGUAACAUUAUGGAAUCAACCGGUAUGCCAGAAGAUCCCGCAGACCUCGAUCUCAUAUCCGAGAGAGAGGAUUCCCCUUCGAAUCGAGUCCAUACUCCACCACCCCGUCUCGCAGCGAGAUUCUAUCGCCCCACCAAUAAUCGACGUAAAUCCUCGGCUGCAUCUUCGAGACGAAAUUCUAUAUCUUCAGUUCAUUCACAUGGCUCAAGUCGUCAUGCGGGGCAUGCCGCUAUGGCUGGCUCGCAGAGUAACUACAUUGCUCAGCAUCUACGCAGAGCUAGUAUACUCGAGGAUCGAAAGGCUAGGUUAGCUGAUAGAGCUGCGCAUGCGGAGAAGGUUAGAUUGAGGGCUGCAUUGGCCAAGGCAGCCCCUAGAAGUACUACCAAUACAGAAGAAAGAGCAUUGGCAGCUCAACAAGCGAGAGAAAAGAAUUUAGCUGAGAUUGUGGCGAGUUGUGCGGAAGAAGUUAAGCGGGCAAAGGGGAUUGCCGAGACGAUGAAAGAAAGGAGGGAAUUAGAGGGGAAAAAGCUAAGAAAGGAGAUGGAGGAAAAGCUUGCCGAGGCUGAAAGGAGGAGAGAAGAAAUCUUGAGUCGGAACAAUAACUCGAAACAACGAACAAGAAGUUUGAGCAGCAUGAGAAAAAGCUCGAGUCCGAGUCCAAGUCCAAGUCUAGUAGCGGAGGUCAAGAAGGCACCACUUGACGAGUCAGCGGCAGCAAAAAUAAUCCAAACUAGAUGGAGAAUUCACAGACGAUGGAAAGCACUACAUGAUUUUGCGGAAUUGGGUCUCACAAUUGAUGGAGUGCGAGAGACUUCAUUCGAGAAAGUGGUUGAUCUAUUGGCACAAGAGAAAGUCCUGGUCAGCACAGCACAUAUCUUGAGAAUCUGUGGACUCAAAGAAGGAGAAAGUGGAUCCGUCAAUGAAAUGACAGCAGUCCGAACAUUUCUCAGCGCUUUCCUUAUCCUUGGUCACCCUACCCAAGUCUUGAGUAGUAAAGGUGAUAAAGGAGAACAGGAACAGGUAGGAGCGCAACCAAUGAAAAGGGAUGAUUUGGCUAAUCCACAGUUACAGGACCUCGUUGCAAAAGCCCGAGAUCUUCUUAUUUCUUUUGAAACCGUUUUAUCCAGAUUGACGACAGCAAAUAAUUAUACCCCUCCUCCUGCUCAGCUAUCAACACUGUCGGAAGUUUAUGCAACAUUCUUCAAUGCUUUUAUUGCUUGGAAAUCAAGAGAUGCUAGUACCCUUAUUGAUAUGAUGGUUUUACAAUUUGUGGAAUUGGAUUCGAUAUGGCAAACUGUUAAAGAUAGCACGGAAGAAUCUGUAACUGAUUCAUAUCGUGAUGGGAUCAGAGAUAAUCAACUUAAGCUGAUGGUCAGAAUAAAAAGGCUCGCUGGACCUGUUCAGGGGAAGCGAUUAAUUGCGAAUGCGAUCCGAGAAGCAAGGAAGGUCAGACAAACAAAACAACCUACUGGAGAUUCAAAACCUCGUGCCGCAGAAACAGGAUCUGCAUCUCCUGCUAUUGAAGAUUUUAAUGCUUCUGAUACUGCCGUUGCAUCUCAUUUACAAACUCUCACGCCACCUGCUACACCUGUCAAGGAACGCCGUUGGCAAAGUACUGAUGCGGAUAAUUUAAGAUCGGUCAAUUCAAUACUUCCAGAUAAUCGAAUCUUAGUCCAUGAACUGGCUAUCAAUAAAGAAUAUCGCAUUUCGAUGGAAGAUUGUCUUCAACAACGAGGUGCCGUUAAUCAACUCAUCUUUGAUUCUAUGAGACAAGAAGUUGCAGCUGGAAAUAGUGAUCCUUGGGUUCUUGCUAUGGCGGAUAAUAUCAAGGGAAAACUUCAACGUCUUCUCACUCCUGGAAAUUCAAUGUACAAACUCAUUGAAGAUUCCCUUGAUACAGAUCUGGUAGCGUCAGAACUCAAGAAUGGAAGAUUUUCAUAUGAAACUUUCUUCAACUUCAUGGGCAAUAUUCUUCCUCGUUUAUGUGCCCCUUUCCGAGAUGAUGAGGUCAAAAUCCUUGUUGAGUCGACUCUCAAAGAAGGUGAUUUUGUCGAUCGUCUUCAAGCAUUGAUGCGAUUCAUUGAUUUGAUGCAGCUUGAUUAUGCCAAUUUCAUGCUUCAACAAUCAGCUCCUGAGUUAAUCAAACAUGCUUCCACAUAUGAAACUAAACGUUUCUCGGAAGAAAUGGAAGAAACCAAUAAUAACCUUACUAUCACCACAUCAGCCUGGCGGGAGGCUCGUCAAAAAGUCUAUGCCGAAGCAGCUCGUCGAGAUCCUGAGAAUGUUAAUUUGUUGAGGAAUAGACCUACGCCAGAGAAAACCUAUAUUCAGAUGCUAGCGGACAUAUGCACAUCUGCGCCGGGUAGCCCGGUGCCAGAAACAUUAAAGUUGGAUAUGGGAAGGAUUGAAACGGCUAGGAAAGACACGCUUCGUAUUGUCACUACCUCAGCUAUUCUGCUUCAGGUCAAGAAUAUCCUCAAGCGAGAUGUGAGAAGUCAAUGGAAAACUGAAGCUUCAAGAGUUUAUUCCGUACUUGAAAAUUCAAAGGAAUCAGAACAAGCAGAACAAGGUAUUACAGCCGCAUUGGAAAGUAGUAGGAGUAUGCCGAUGGCUACCAAAAACCAUAUUCGCGAAUUAGUCAAGAGAAUCGUGGCUGCGGCUGCAGCUUCAAGUUCUAAUGAGGAAUUACGUGAACCGGUUAUGAAACUCUUGAUGACUAGAUUGAGAGGUUACCUUAUUCAUAGAUUGGCAAAGGAAAAUCCAAGAAAUGAUGGGAAUGGUAAUGAAGGAAUUGCAGGAUUAGGUAUGCCAGAAUUUGUAGCGAAGAUUGGAGGAAUUGUGGAAGUUAUGGGGAAGAUGGCUCGGGUGGAUAAAGAUGCCCAUGGGAUUUGGUACGAGGUUAUUGAGAGGGCAGCUUCAGAUGAGGUUUGA
Sclerotinia sclerotiorum 1980 UF-70 is the source of this 2967-nucleotide messenger RNA. RefSeq lists its product as hypothetical. The coding region runs from base 1 to 2967 and encodes 988 amino acids. The record is from RefSeq and is a predicted model, not a curated record. Lineage: Eukaryota; Fungi; Ascomycota; Leotiomycetes; Helotiales; Sclerotiniaceae. The transcript has a single exon.